GAAGUAGCUAGUUUUUUCAAUACCUUCAAAGGAGAGAGGAGGGGAAAAAAUAGAAGGUGAUUGAUUCAGACUAAACAUAGCUCAGCUACCAGUAAGUGAAAGAGAGAGUAUUUAUUAUGUAACUGUUGAUUACUACAUCCACAUGUAAUACUUUGGAAUGCCUGUUCAUUGUAUGGCUUAAAGAACUCAAAAGUCACAAAAUGUUGUCACACAGAUGACAAUUUGAAUUAUCAUGUAGAUGAUAAUUAGAUAGUAGCAAAGUGUUUAUUCAUGCUGAGCUUUCAUCUUCGUUACAUAAGCAAUACUACUGUAGAAAUACUGCUUUGUUUUGAAGCAGGGUAUGUUGAAAUGCAUGUAUGUCACUCAUCGUUUUCACUGAGUUGCAGCCUUUUCCCAAUUGUUACGUAAGGUAUGUGUCUAUUCAGGGAAGAACAGAUCCAGUUAUUAAACAUAAUGCAGUGUUACUAGCUUAUUUCUCCAUGCGUGUUACUUGUUUCUGUCAUAAACCCAACCUUGAAGAGACUAAGGUGCAAAUUUCUGAAGACUGCUGGAACAAAUUCCUUGGUGGUUGAGACAGUUUGUUAAGAGGUCAAACCUUAGAGAAGCUCAUCACGUUAACAGCUCUUAGUUGUGUAGGCUCUCCUUUCCAGCUUCUCAAGAGAUGCAUGUGCUUUCUUUUCAUAAGAAUAGAUUGUUACACUUGUAUGUCAGUCACCUCAGUAGCCUGCAGAUCAGGAGGUGUCAGAUGUGGAAAAUGUCAGGUAAGUUUUUGACAAGGUGGUCUGGCUUCUGGCGGGUUUUCCUGGGCUUUGUUUUUUUUUUCCACCAUAAUGAGAUACUAAGGAAAGCUCCCAUCCUAAGUGUCAAAUACAUGCAGUGCAUCUGACUUACUCCAACAUCUUGGACAUUUAAUGUACUCAAGUCAGAACAGUGAUUGAGUUGCCCUCUUUUAAGAGCUGAGAGCAAACACGUAUACUCUUCCUAAGUGCAAGAUGACUCAGGUAUAUGUGAUUUUUAAUAUCCUGCCAGAGAGAGCAGAGAAGAGAUCUGCAUUCGGCAGAGGUCAAGGGUUAGUGUAGUGUUACAAGAUAUUUUCUGUGUGCAGAGUGGCAGCCUCAAGAGGCCUCACUCAUGCUGUGAUGUGGACAUGCUGAACAUGUAAUUAGCGGAACCUUUGAGUAUGGUCCUCAGCUCACUGUAAAAUGAAGCAGCUCUUGAAGCACUUAAAACCAUUACUGUGGAUUAACAGCAGAAUAGAAUUCAGUCUUGAAUGGAUUUAGGUAGGCUGCCCUGCGUCAGUAUCUCAAACCAAAAAUUCUUCUGCUCUUCUCUGAUCUCUGGUUCAGAUGACAAAGGUUGUUUGGUGGAGUGGUGCAGUGUGCCGUGUUGUGAGAUCACUGUCUUUUGUGCCAAAAACCAGCAUGGGAAUCUCACUUUUUGCUCCUGUUUUGCUGAGCGGCCUCUGAAGUUUGUUUUUGCUGUUAGUUGUACAAACCUUUUCUGUGCUUGGCAGUUGUUUUGUAUUUUGUCUUUAAAAAAGUCUGUGAAGGGGGCAGCAAAAUUCUGGAUUCUUCUGGGGGCACACACGUUAAAGUUUGUUGUUGCUUAUAGGAAGUUCUCGGGAAUUGGCUUCUGCAGUUGAUAGAAUUUGUGUAGCCUGAGAUUAGCUUAGAUGUAUGUAAUUUGCUCUUACUAAAGUAAAUUGCUCUUAAAUACUUUUUUUCCUACAAAAUGAUUGAUAUACUAUGAAGUAGUAAUAGGUUAAACUGCACCUGGUAAAUUAGGAAACCCGUUUCUUAACUUGAUCGUACCAAAAUCAAGUUGUGUAAUUUGUGCAAACAAAUUGUGUUAAGAAGCAAGGUCCUUGCUCAUGUCUGUAUGUUAGGCAUUAACACAUGGACAACUUUUUAAUAGCAAAAUGGACAGAUGAUAACAUGAUUUAUUUCUUACUGUGUUUUCCCUGUCUUUAUUGUCUUUCUUCCCCAAUCAUCUUUAUUUCUCUAGAGAUCUACUGUACGUGAGGACUUUCAAGAAACCUGUACGGUUUGAAUACCUUGGAUUGUUCCAGUGCCUGAAACUUUCAUGAUGAAGAGAGCUAGGCAGAAUGUUACAGUUGAAAAUGCAGUUCCUCAAACAUCACAGAAAAACAAAAAACAGAAAACUUGCUUGUAUGGGUCAGCCUUUGAUGAAUCCGACCUCCAUGCCUCAAUGGACUGGGGAAGCCUUCCACACCAUGUUAUUCUGUGCAUUUUCCAGUUUCUACCUUUGGUAGAUCGAGCCAGGGCAUCUUCCGUCUGUCGAAGGUGGAAUGAAGUUUUUCACAUCCCAGAUCUCUGGAGGAAAUUUGAAUUUGAACUUAGCCAGCCAGCUACUUCUUACUUAAAGUCUACUCAUCCCGAUCUGAUUCAGCAGAUUAUCAAGAGGCAUGCUGACCAUCUGCAGUAUGUCAGCUUCAAGGUUGAUAGUAGUACUGAGUCAGCAGAAGCAGCCUGUAACAUCCUUUCUCAGUUGGUGAACUGUUCUAUCAAGACUCUGGGUUUGAUUUCUACAGCAAAACCAAGCUUCAUGAAUGUCUCUAAGGCUCAUUUUGCUUCAGCACUGACAGUGGUUUUUGUAAACUCCAAGUCGUUAUCAUCAAUCAAGAUAGAUGACACACCACUGGAUGAUCCUUCUUUGAAGGUUCUUGUUGCUAACAACAGCGAUACUCUAAAACUGCUUAAAAUGAGCAGCUGUCCUCAUGUAUCACCUGCUGGAGUUCUUUGUGUUGCUGACCAGUGUCAUGGACUUAAGGAGCUGGCUUUGAACUACUACAUACUGAGUGAUGAACUGUUGCUGGCUCUUUCAAGUGAAAAACAUGUGGACCUUGAACACCUUCGCAUAGACGUUGUGAGUGAAAAUCCUGGACAGGUUGAAUUUCACACUAUUAAAAAGCAAAGCUGGGAUGCUUUUGUUAAACACUCCCCCAAAGUCAACAUUGUGAUGUAUUUUUUCUUAUACGAAGAAGAAUUCGAUGCUUUCUUCAGAGAGGAAACCCCUGUUACACACCUUUACUUUGGCCGAGCAGUGAGCAAAGCGAUGUUAGGUCGUAUUGGCCUGAAUUGCCCGAGGUUAAUUGAGUUGGUUGUGUGCGCCAAUGGACUUCAACCUUUGGACGAUGAACUUAUUCAGAUUGCUCAGCGCUGUAAGAACUUAACAGCAAUGGGACUUGGGGAAUGUGAAGUAACGUGCAGGGGUUUUAUUGAAUUUGUAAAGAUGUGUGGAGGCAGGCUCACACAGCUUUCUAUAAUGGAGGAGGUGCUGAUUCCGGAUAACGAUUAUAGCUUAGAUCGACUUCAUUUGGAGGUCUCCAAACACCUGGGAAGAAUGUGGUUUCCUGAUAUGAUGCCAACAUGGUAAACACUCUUGAGCUGUAGAUAAACAGGUAGAAUCAGGGCGUUACUUUCUAUGCAAAUAAAGAUUUUUAAAACAAAAUGUGAAAAUUUAUUUUCAUAUUUGAUUUUUUUUUUACCUUGAGAACCUCUAAUAGCGUAACAGUAAGAUAUUUCAAGAAUGUUAAUGAUAUAUUGAAAUUGAAAAUAGAUCAAGUGUACUUAACACUGAAAAUAAGUCUGUGGUUUACAGGUGCUUCAUACUUCAGUGAACUUGAGCUUCUCUGAGCUCCAGUUUUAAUGUUUCAUUCAAAUUGAAGAUUUUUUUUUCCCAUGUCUUUUUUUUUAGUUUUUCUGCUGUAGUCAGAAGAACACGAGAAAAUUUUCUCCUUGAGUAAAGCUAACUUUAUGGGAAGCUGGAUAUAAGUAUUCAUGAACUCCAAGCUUUAUUUGUCUUCAAGUCUUAUGCAACUGUUUUUCAAAAUAUUCCCAUUACACGUGUAAGUUUGUACAUAAAAAAUACUUAACACCAUCCCAGGUUAUUCAAAUAUAAUCUAUCUUAAACUCCUGACAGUAUAUUAAAAUGUUGUAAAUAAGUUUAUGCAACAACAAAGAAGGCUUUCAGAUUUUAAGUUGCACUUUAAGUCACUUUAUCAGAUUAGCUAAACCAUAGAGACAGCGUUGUACAGUAUGUUGUUUUUCUGUCUUAUGCAUUAAGUGGAUGAAAAAGAGAUGGUGUUAAAGUUAACGAGUUUAAAAGUUAAGGGUAAAUUGAGCGCUUGGAAGAAUGACAAAACACUUCUGAGUUUGAGUUUGUAUCUUUGAUUACAAAGUUUGAUGUCUGAAUGCUGGUUCUGUGCUCUCUUUAUUAAGAGAUAAGAAUGCCACGAAUGUGGCUAGUGGAAAAGAAGGAUCAGAUGGAAUGCAGUUGUCUUCAAUCACUUUCUGAAGUCAAGGGUUUAGAGCAUUUCACACAAUUACCAGUUAUGACCUUCAGUAGUCUCCUCUUGCCUUUCUUGUCUAGAGCUGUGCUGUAAGCCCUGGUUUCUAGAGUAUGUAUUGCUGGAGGCGAUGCUGAGACUUCUGGUUUGGGAGGUAUUAUAGGGCUGUUUUAUAUUAGUUCCUAAUUUUUUUAAUGAAGAUUUCUUCUUUAUUUUCUUUACAGUGGGAAGGAAUAGUGAAUUCCUGUGAAAUAGAGUAUGUAUUUUUGCGAUGAAGUUUUGCACUCAGUUUGUGAAUUGAAUUGUGUAGUAUACAAACUUUUCUGUAAUUUUUUUCAUGCUGCUUUUCUGUAUUCCUCUUUGUAAUAAGAAAUAUUUUACUGGUGGUAUUUGUCACAUCUGAUAAAAUGUCAUAGUUUCUUCCAUGGUUAUACUUUUCUACAGUUUAAAAAAAAAAAAAGACUAGAGGCUUAAACCUCUGUUGUAUUGAUCAAGACUUGUUCACAGUUACAAGCUAAAGGAAUUCCAAUAAUAUAUAAUGCAUGUCUAAAUCAAUAAUGUAUUAUUUCUUGUUGCACAAUUAAGGAAAGAAACAUCUGGCUCUGGUUACUAGCACUUAUUACCCAAGUAUUUGCUUCCCUAAGUAAGGGGAUUGAAUAAAAGACUGAGGUAUUUCCAAGCAGUUCUUGGUUUAAGAUGUGUGAUUUGCUUUAACUGUAAAUGUAAUAAACUGAUCUAAUACCUGCACUGA
Molecule: messenger RNA, 5060 nt
Organism: Numida meleagris (helmeted guineafowl)
Lineage: Eukaryota; Metazoa; Chordata; Aves; Galliformes; Numididae
Gene: FBXL21
Product: F-box and leucine rich repeat protein 21
Exons: 4
Coding region: 2083-3396 (437 amino acids)
Biological process (GO): entrainment of circadian clock by photoperiod; regulation of cell cycle; SCF-dependent proteasomal ubiquitin-dependent protein catabolic process
Cellular component (GO): SCF ubiquitin ligase complex; nucleus; cytosol
Molecular function (GO): protein binding
Source: RefSeq, a predicted model, not a curated record